AUGACUUCGAGGCUGGUGUCCUCACGGCUCGCCUCGGCCUCAAGGACCACCACAGCGCAUGCAAGAGCCACGCCGCGACAGAAUGUAGCCUCGCUGUACCAGAGCAGCACACUUGCUGCCAAACGUUCGAUAUCUCACGCCGCGCUCUCGGGCUCAUCAAAUGUAGUGCGGAGAUGGAGUCUGAGGAGGUCUUGGCCAGUCGGCGCCAAUGCGAUUCACCAUCUGCCUGCAGUACGACAUGCUUCCUUUGCGAGGGUUAUACCAAAACUAGCGAUGAAGCUCGCGCGAAUACCAGCCAUGUUCGGCGCAGCAAUGAUUGGGGGCGUGGCGUAUCUGCAGUACCAGGCUGCGCAAGGAGCAACAUACGCAAUGGACAUGUUCGGCAGGGCAAAGGACUCGGCAAUGGCUACUGCGAAUGGUGUGCUGGACGGUUUGGGAGGAGUCUUCGCACAAAUGGGCAAGGGCGUUGAUAAGACGCAAGAAGACAUCAAGGGCAUACAGAUGCCAGAGUGGAUGAGAGAUAUCUACGAAGGCAGGACAGGCAAAGAAAGUGGAGGCGACGGCGGCAGCGGAGGCCCGAAUGAGCCCAAGGAAAGUAGUGUUGGCGGUGUCGCAGCCGGCGCUGGUGCUGCUACCGUAGGAGCUUUCGCGUUGGACUCUGAAGGCGAAGAAGAUGAUCGCUCAAGAGACGAGGCCGCGAGAGAUGAUCAGAUGAUGAUGCUCACCCGGAAGAUGAUUGAGAUCCGGUCGCUGCUACAGACAAUAGGACAAUCCGAGAGUCUUACUCUACCAUCGCUCGUUGUCAUUGGGUCGCAGUCAUCGGGGAAGAGUUCUGUGCUGGAGGCAGUAGUUGGACAUGAGUUCCUGCCCAAGGGCUCGAACAUGGUCACCAGGCGACCGAUCGAACUGACUCUGGUCAACACACCCAAAGCACACGCGGAGUAUGGCGAGUUUCCAGCUCUAGGCCUGGGGAGGAUCACAGACUUCAGCCAAAUACAAAAGACUCUGACCGACCUCAACUUGGCAGUCCCAGAGAAGGAGUGCGUAUCAGAUGAUCCCAUCCAGCUUCGAAUCUACUCCCCGAAUGUGCCUGAUCUGUCCUUGAUCGAUCUCCCUGGCUACAUUCAAGUCGAAGCCUUCGACCAGCCCACCGAGCUCCGGACAAAGAUUCAAGACCUUUGCGACAAGUACAUUCAGCCACCAAACGUAAUUCUUGCUAUAUCGGCAGCCGAUGUUGAUCUUGCCAACUCCACAGCAUUGCGCGCAGCACGAAGAAUAGAUCCAAGGGGCGAGCGAACAAUUGGAGUUGUCACCAAGAUGGAUCUUGUCGACCCUGCUCGUGGGGCGCAAAUUUUGAAUGACAAGAAUUAUCCGCUUAGGCUUGGGUAUGUCGGCGUUGUUUGCAAGGUGCCUCAAGAGAGCAAGUCCUUGUUCUCAAGAGGAUCGCAGAACAUCACGAAUGUGAUCACCAGAAACGAGUCGGCAUUCUUCAACUCACAUCCGGAAGCAUUCGGGCCUGAUGCUAAAGCUCCGGUGACAGUGGGCACUCCGGCCCUGCGCAAAAAGCUCAUGCACGUCCUGGAGUCAACAAUGUCUGCCUCGCUGAAGAAGACGAGCGAGGCGAUCCACCACGAGCUUGCCGAGGCCUCAUACGAGUUCAAAGUACAAUACAACGAGCGUCCAUUGACUGCUGAAAGCUAUCUCGCAGAAUCGCUGGACGCCUUCAAACACGGCUUCAAAAAGGUGUCUGAGUCAUUCGGACGGCAAGAGGUUCGAGAGAUUGUGAAGCACGAGCUCGACCAGCAAGUUCUCAAUCUGCUCGCACAGCGAUAUUGGAAUCGUCCUGUUGAGGAUCUACGGCCGAGAGAUCAAACAUCAGAGGCUCUGCAGGAGCCACUCGAGAGCCUGCCAAAAGCAGACCCAGAAAAUCCUCUCUGGCAUCUCAAGCUUGACGCCUCGACCUCUGCCCUCACAAAACUUGGCAUUGGCCGCCUGGCAACGAGUGUGACGGCGCAAGCUCUGCACUCCGCCGUCCAAGACCUCAUCCAGAAUACGCCCUUCGCAUCGCAUCCUUUUGCUGUCCAGGCUAUUUCUACUGCUUCCGAGAACAUCUUGAAAGAUCUCAGCUACGAGACAUCGGAUGAAUUGGAAAUCUGCGUCAAGCCCUACAAAUACCGUGUCGAGGUGUCAGAAUCGGAGUGGAGGCAAGGGCGAGAAAACAUUGCCAAAGUGCUGAAAGAUGAGCUUCGCGAUUGCGAGAAGGCGUUCACAGCGGUGGAAGAGCAGAUCGGCGGCAGAAGAAAAGCCAAGGAUGUGGUGUCCUUCAUCGAGCGCGUCAGGAAAGGCGAAACGGUGCUUGAAGGCAACGGUGUCGGGGGAGCAGGCGGCUUCUCUUCUGCACUUCUCGAGAAGGGCAAAGAAGCGCUCUUCCUGCAGGAGCGUGCAGGCAUUAUUCGAAUGCGGCUUGCGGCGAUCAAGAGUAAGCAAUGCGCUGUGCCGAAGAACAAAUACUACUGCCCCGAGGUGUUCCUUGACGCCGUGGCGGAGAAGCUCACCUCGACUGCGGAUCUCUUCUUGGAUGCCGAGCUUUUGAGCAAAUUUUACUAUCAAUUCCCACGUGUGCUCGAGAAGUGGGGUCGUGAGUUGGAUGAAAGCACAAUAGAACGCUUCGCAAGAGAAGACGCAAAGAUCCGAAGACACCUGGAUGUGGUCAAGCGGAAAGAGCUUUUGGAGCAUGUGCUCAAAGAGAUGGACAGCCUCCGGCAACUCGAGGCAAGAGAGAAGAGGAAGUCUACGAGAGGGACCCAGACAGAAGAGAAGAGGAGAAGAGGCUGGCUAUUCUAGAGUGCGGCAGCGUCACAGCGGAGCGUGUACAAACAUGAGGGCGGUUUGAUUUGGAUGCAUGGCCCACGACAACCCAUUGAGGUUUGUUCGGCGCGGCGCGGCGCGGCGCGGCGCGGCGCAGUGGAGAAUGAUAGCAUGAACGACGUGACUGCGUAUGUAUGUUGAUAUCCCGCUCAAUGAGUGCCAAGACCUUUUCGAUCUUGAGGACUGG
Messenger RNA from Pseudocercospora fijiensis CIRAD86, 3055 nucleotides. RefSeq lists its product as uncharacterized. Gene Ontology annotation, molecular function: GTP binding; microtubule binding; GTPase activity. The coding region runs from base 1 to 2844 and encodes 947 amino acids. The transcript has a single exon. The record is from RefSeq and is a predicted model, not a curated record. Gene Ontology annotation, cellular component: microtubule; cytoplasm; membrane. Lineage: Eukaryota; Fungi; Ascomycota; Dothideomycetes; Mycosphaerellales; Mycosphaerellaceae.